Messenger RNA from Staurois parvus, 725 nucleotides. The record is from the annotation of a GenBank genome assembly. Lineage: Eukaryota; Metazoa; Chordata; Amphibia; Anura; Ranidae.
AUGUACACUAUAUUGCCAAAAGUAUGGUCCCGCCCUCCAAAUCAUGUGAUUCAGGUGUUCCGAUCUCCUCCAUAUCAUGUGAUUCAGGUGUUUCAAUCCCCUCCAUAUCAUGUGAUUCAGGUGUUUCAAUCCCCUCCAUAUCAUGUGAUUCAGGUGCUCCAAUCCCCUCCAUGGACACAGAGCUCAGUGACUCUAAGCGUGGUCCCGUGAUAGGUGGCCACCUGGGCAAUAAGUCCAUCCGUGACAUUUCCUGGCUACUAAAUAUUCCACGCUCAACUGUUAGUGGGAUUAUAACAAAGUGGAAGCAACUGGGAACAACAGCCACUCAGCCACCAAGUGGUAGGCCACGUCACAUGACAGGGCGGGGUCAGCGCAUGCUGAAGCGCACAGUGCGCAGAAGUCACCAACUGUCUGCAGAGUCAAUAGCUAAAGACCUCCAAACUUGGUGUGGCCUUCAGAUGAGCCCAACAACAGUGCGUAGAGAGCUUCAUGGAAUGGGUUUCCAUGGCCGAGCAGCUGCAUCCAAGCCUUCCAUCACCAAGUGCAAUGCAAAGCGUCAGAUGCCGUGGUGUAAAGCACGCCGCCACUGGACUCUAGAGCAGGGGAGACGUGUUCUCUGGAGUGACCAAUCACACUUCUCUGUCUGGCAAUCCGAUGGCCCUGUCUGGGUUUGGCGGUGGCCAGGAGAAUGGUACUUGCCUGACUGCAUUGUGCCAAGUGUAAAG